Molecule: messenger RNA, 2716 nt
Organism: Polypterus senegalus (gray bichir)
Lineage: Eukaryota; Metazoa; Chordata; Cladistia; Polypteriformes; Polypteridae
Product: fibronectin type III domain-containing protein 4-like
Exons: 6
Coding region: 1420-2079 (219 amino acids)
Molecular function (GO): protein binding
Source: RefSeq, a predicted model, not a curated record
GCAUUGGCUGGCAGUGAUUUCAUGCUUCACAAUUUCAUACGCUGAUUGUAUCAAUGAAGUGAAUGGAUAUUUUGUGCCAGCAACCUGAUCAGAACUACGAUAGGCAAAAAAACAACAAAAAAAAUCAUAACUGCAAUCAUCUACCGUGAAGAACAGGCGUUCAUUCUUUACAUCGGGAAUUUUUAAUUUUUUUUUAUCGGAGCGACUUGCUGAAAAAUCCGAGUUUAUUCUCGUCCGUAACUUUACGAUGUGUCUACCCGUGGUCACUUUGUGAAUACGCAACGCCUCGCAGAUCUGGGCAGAUGCCAGCUAAAUCGUGUGUUUCAACAAUCAGGCUGCAUUUCCGUUUUUAAUAUUAAGUCUUUGAGCUAAGGGGGCUCUUUUAGUCUGAGCGACAAGAAGCCAGCAGCAGGUGCUUACCAGAGCCAGAGUGGCACUACGUUGUGGUUGCGGACCGAAGAGAGAGAUAUUGUUCAUCUCAGCUGAGGUACUAUAUCGAAAGGGACACAUGUUUUCGCUUUCAUCGGUUAAAGGGUCCAUUGUGGGACGAGUCUGGUUGGACGGACACGGUGUUGGGACAACACUAGGCUGAGCGAGCCGCUCAGGGUCUGUCCGUAAAGCUGAAACCGUCGGGAGCUAAUUCUGCAGUGAUGUAGGAUGCGAGGCCGUACAAGAUAAGACGAUGUAUCACUUCCGUUAUUCUAACAGUUGAUCGAAAAGAAAUGCGGGCACUAUAUAUCUACAGGAAUCUUCAAUUGUGAGCCCAGAAGGCACUACACCUGGAGUGACCUUUUGUUAAGCAUUUUACAUUGGAGGCGUACGGACAACAGUCUACAAUUGUCGCAACCCGCGUUUAAAGACAACAUAAACUCAUUGUGAUUUAAUUCAUUUUUGCUAAAAGAAAUGUCCAUUUAUAUCAUUACUCGAGAAACAUAACACCACGCUAUAGCACUGGCAGCAUGCAGAAUUAAGAUCGUGUACGGAAUUUACAAAGCGGUAGAGGAAUGAGCGCAGAAGCAGCUUGGCACGCAGCACCGCGGCCACAGAGACCGCGCAGGUCCCAUUCAGUGCCUCAUCGGCUGUUUUCACUCGGCAAGUAAACCCUCGUUUAACUUCUUCUUCAGAAUGAUACACUUGUGCAAGACUGUGACCCCCGAACGGCCCGGAGAACAACAAAAUAACUUAAGUGACCCGUCUGUUUGGUUGGGAUUGCGACACACACGCUAGUGAUUAACGCGCCCAUCUGCACGGCGCUUCACCUGCAGCGUUUCUGGACACCUGCAUGUGCUGCGGACAAGAUAUCUUCAGAACCUGCUCAGUCCCUCUGGCCCCUUCGAGCCCAGUGCCGCAAAUGUGACGAGCAAAACACGCCUUUACGAUAAGUCUCGUUCAUCAAAGCGGACUGCUGGACUAAAGAACAUGGCUUGUCUGCCCAUUUACUUGAACUCCGCUGUCUUCAUGCUGUUUGGCUGGGACGCCUGGUUAGUCACCGCAAAUCGACCCCGGUCCCCUGUCAAUGUGACUGUCACUCAGCUGAAAGCCGACUCUGCCACGGUGUCAUGGGACAUACCUGAGGGGGAUGUCAUCAUCGGCUACGCUAUCUCACAACAGAGACAAGAUGGCCAGAUGCAGAGGUUCAUCCGAGAAGUAAACACUACAAAUCGAGCUUGUGUCCUGUGGGAUCUCGAGGAAGACACCGAUUACAUCAUCCAGGUUCAGUCCAUUGGGCUCCAUGGAGAAAGCCAAGCUAGCAAGCGGGUUCAUUUUCGAACUUUAAAGGAGACGGACCGUUUCCCUUCCAACAGCUCCAACCAAGAUGAUCCAACAGUGCAGGGCCUCAACAAAUAUCGUCAGCUGCAGACUGGAGAGUUGAUGAUCAUUGUGGUGGUCCUCGUCAUGUGGGCAGCUGUGAUUGCUCUGUUUUGUCGGCAGUACGACAUCAUAAAGGACAAUGACUCAAACAACAACAAGGAAAAGGCCAAACCCUCCUCUGAACACAGCACUCCUGAAAGGCCAUCUGGAGGCAUCCUACGCAGCAAGUUUCAAAAAGCUCCAUCAAUCAAUAUAAUUGAAGUGUGACGGCACGAGGCUGAGCGAUCCUAAAGAGCAAGUCAAGAAGCCAAGCCAUCUCCUGCAGUUUGCCAACUCUCGGGACUCCCAUGAGAGAGAGGACCGACUCGGACUCGGAGCUUUUUUUUUUUUUCUCCUCCUUUUCAAAAUGCAUGUGUCCCCUUCCAAGCCAUUUGACUCUCAAAUAAAGAAAUGCAAGGAGCAGAAACGACUGACUGGGGUGGCCAAACGUGAGUCACAGCCUGCUGGCCCACCGGGGGAUUUUUUUAUUUUUUUUUUCAAAAAUACUAAAGAGGUGCACCAAUGGACCCACCGCACCACUUAGGGGCUGGUGGGACAAUCAGAGGAAGGAGUGCCUGCCAGUGUCCUGGGACAUGAACAGAUGGACAAACUGGGCCUAUUAUGGCCUUCUCCAAUGAUACUUGGGGGGGGGGAAACCAGAGAUUGGUGUCUUUAUCAGAUUAGAGGAUAGCCUUGGAUGUCAGAAAUAAAAAGUGGAAGGAGGGCCGAUAAAGAGAUCACUCGGUGGUACAUCAUGAAUGGACGACAUCAACAGAAACGGAACUCGUUUAUUUCUAAAGCCAUACUGAUGGCUUUCUGCAGACAUGACACUCCUUCUGUUUUCAAAGAGGCCGUCACAUUUUUG